Messenger RNA from Cuscuta europaea, 2262 nucleotides. The record is from the annotation of a GenBank genome assembly. NCBI's taxonomy places the organism in Eukaryota, Viridiplantae, Streptophyta, Magnoliopsida, Solanales, Convolvulaceae.
CCCACCCCAAGCCUAGUAGUUAGUACCAGAGUAUUCCACUCAAGCAAACUUGCGGCCUCAGCUCCUUGUGUGAACUGGCGUAAGUUUGGAAGCAGAGGAACUGCGAAGGAGACACGAACACCAGCCGACCUGCGGCCACCAGCUGCGCCACCGCCCACCCUCCACGCUCCGGGGCCCUGCAUCAGCCAUCUUCCCUCUCCGGUUACCGAGUCCGACUCUGCCCUCCGCGGCUCUGCCUCCAGCUCCAGCCCACCCCACCUCUCAUUCCUGGAUCCACCCCUGUCCAUCUCCAACUUUGGCCUGUGGAGAUGCUGGUGCUAUUCGAAACCCCGGCGGGAUUUGCCCUUUUCAAGGUAUUGAAUGAAGGAAAGCUUUCGAAAGUUGAGGAUUUAUGGAAGGAGUUUUCAACUGCAGACUCCGCUCGCAAGGUUGUGAAGCUGAAAGCCUUCUCUAAGUUCGAAAACACCUCAGAAGCAUUGUCGGCAGCUACUUUGUUGAUAGACAGUAAGCCUAGCAAAGGCCUGCGCAAGUUCUUACGCUCUCAUUGUGAAGGGGAAACUCUGGCGGUAGCCGAUUCAAAGCUCGGAAAUGCAAUUAAGGAGAAACUGCAAAUUGACUGUGUUCACAACAGCACAGUCAUGGAAUUGAUGAGAGGAUUGAGGAGUCAGUUAACCGAGCUCAUAACUGGUCUAGGUGCUCAAGAUUUGGCUCCAAUGAGUUUGGGAUUAUCUCAUAGUCUUUCAAGAUACAAGCUAAAAUUUAGCCCUGAUAAGGUGGACACAAUGAUCGUUCAGGCCAUAAGCUUGUUGGAUGAUCUUGAUAAAGAGCUAAACACUUAUGCAAUGAGAGUCCGAGAGUGGUAUGGAUGGCAUUUCCCAGAGCUUGCAAAGAUUGUUCAAGACAAUAUUCAGUAUGCUAAAACAGUCAAGUUGAUGGGUGACCGUACAAAUGCUGCAAAGCUUGACUUUUCUGAGGUACUAGCUGAAGAGGUAGAGGCAGAACUGAAAGAGGCGGCAAUGAUUUCUAUGGGAACUGAAGUCAGUGAACUUGAUCUGGUCAACAUUAAAGACCUAUGCAAUCAAGUCCUCGCUCUUUCAGAGUACAGAGCUCAGUUAUAUGAUUAUUUGAAGAGCAGGAUGAACACCAUUGCUCCGAAUCUCACCGCGCUUGUUGGAGAACUUGUUGGGGCCCGACUCAUUGCUCAUGGCGGUAGCUUGUUGAAUCUUGCAAAGCAACCUGGGAGCACUGUUCAGAUUCUUGGUGCAGAAAAGGCUCUAUUUAGGGCUCUAAAAACAAAGCAUGCAACUCCUAAGUAUGGGCUGAUAUACCAUGCAUCACUGAUUGGUCAGGCAGCACCUAAACACAAGGGUAAAAUUUCAAGGUCUCUUGCUGCCAAAACUGCAUUAGCAAUUAGGUAUGAUGCUCUUGGUGAAGGGCAAGACUGUUCUAUGGGAUUGGAGAACCGUGCAAAGCUUGAAGCAAGGUUGAGAAAUCUAGAAGGAAGAGAUUUGAGUCGUUCAGCAGGAUCUGCUAAAGGGAAGCCCAAGAUAGAGUUCUAUAAUAAAGAUCUUAAAAAAGGUUCUGGGGCGUUGAUAACUCCUGCCAAGGUUUACAAUCCUUCAACAGAUUCUGUUCUGGGGCAUGUUGACGUAGCUGAAAAGAUGGAUGCAGAAGCUGCUCAAGAAACACCUGCUAAAGAGGAGAAGAAGAAAAAGAAGAAAAAGGAAGAUGGUUCAGCAGAACCUGAAACAGAAGAUGCAAGAAAGAAAGAAAAGAAGAAGAAGAAAAAAGAGUUAGCAGAGGUUGAGCAGGUUGAGAAUAAGGAGGGUGAUAAUUCUGGAGCUGGAGAGAAGAAAAAGAAGAAGAGAAAGCAUGCGGAGGCUGAUGAAGGAACCGAGUCAACCAAGAAAGAUAAGAAGAAAAAGAAGAAGACUGUAGAUUAAACUGUCAUCUUGGUAACAUGCGCAACAUUUUGGGCAAGUUGUUUUCUACAUUUCUAUUGCAUUUUGUGAACCUAUGGCAGAAGUUGGUGAUAUAUUUUUAAUAUAUUUUUGUUAUUAGAUGUUAUGAGAUUAGUGUAGAUGGAGGAGAUGGUUGCCUUAGUUACUUGCAUUAGACGUUUGUGUUAACUGUUUAGAGGACACCAUCAGUGGAUAUUUCCCUUUUUUUUUGUGUUUUAUUUUCUCGUUUUUGUUUUAAUUCUCUUUUCAAGAGAAGUACUUUGCUAAGCAAUCUUCUUUUAUGGAAAAUUUUGUUUGUAUA